Messenger RNA from Adineta ricciae, 348 nucleotides. Lineage: Eukaryota; Metazoa; Rotifera; Eurotatoria; Adinetida; Adinetidae. The record is from the annotation of a GenBank genome assembly.
AUGAAUUCAGAUUCUGACGUAACCUCAUCCGAUGAAAAUGAAAGUUCAACUAGUUCUGAUGAUUAUGAAAGUAGUGAUUCUGAAGAUGAUGAUUCAUUACUCGAGCAAUUCGAUCAUAGUUCAAUUGAUGAUUGGAAAUGGAAGAUCAACAACUCACGUUUUUCUACUUCUUUCAAUUAUUUCAACGGAUACGCGUUAGGAAACAAUGUAAUUCGACCAAUCAAUUCAUUUUUGAACUUCGUAUCUCAUGAUUUGAUUCAGACGAUUACUGAUCAAACCAACAUUUAUGGGAAACAACGCUGUGUUCAGAAAGGCGCAGAUGCAACAAGUUGGAAAGAAAUUGAUUAA